Cyclopterus lumpus (lumpfish) is the source of this 3760-nucleotide messenger RNA. RefSeq names its product nucleoside diphosphate-linked moiety X motif 19-like. The record is from RefSeq and is a predicted model, not a curated record. The transcript is spliced from 3 exons. Gene Ontology annotation, cellular component: mitochondrion. The coding region runs from base 1013 to 2092 and encodes 359 amino acids. Lineage: Eukaryota; Metazoa; Chordata; Actinopteri; Perciformes; Cyclopteridae. Gene Ontology annotation, molecular function: hydrolase activity, acting on acid anhydrides, in phosphorus-containing anhydrides.
GGAGGCGGCCACUGUGGGAAAAAAUAAAUACAUUACACUGUUGGCAAAUAACUUGAGACACAUAGGCUUGUAUUACUUUAUUGUUUUAACUUUUGACGCAUGCGCAGUAAGGCCCCCUGAGGACAGUGACCCUAGAGUGGAAGCUCCACACAGCAGAAAGCUACAGAAAGGAACGGAGGGUGCUAUAGAGCAUUUUAAUACAGCAUUAAGGUAAAAUCUGCACAUCAGCUUGCUUCAGCCUAGAUAACACAUUCAUAGAGCAUCUUUAUACAGCAUUAAGGUAAAUCUGCACACUAGCUCGCUUCAGUCUGAACAACAACACAUACCCUAGCGUUAAGGUCACGUGAGUUCGCGCCGAGUUACGAGAGCCCAAGGCCGAACUCAGAAGGGAGCGUCCGUUCCCAGCACACAGACUGCCCUUAUCCAAACUGGGGCAAAGGAGAAAACAGAUAAACAGGAGAAUCCCAGCCGGUAGUCAAGGGCAACCCCUCCUGUGAGACUGAAUUAUACCAGCUCCGAUCAUGCCCCCACCUUCACCCUCUGACAAACAUGCUCACACACUGAUAAGAAGAAGCCGGGACGUGAAGCCAGUGUGAGUGGACAGUACUCAGUGCUCCUACCGGACAGGCUUGGUAUAAACCUUGCCCCGUCUGCAUCAGUUUUGACUUUUAAUCUAAUGGGACCUGAUAAGAGGAAUCCUAUAUGCAGCUUCUGCGCACUCUGUUUAAGCGCCUUUUUCCUUGGACACUCAACCCUGUUGGAUGUUCAUCUUAGGACCAUGCACGUUUAACUGUGCGGGAGCAUUAACUCUGCUUUUUAUUACUGAAUAAAUAUUGAGAACUAACUUUACUUCACCGGACUCCGUUUGCUCAUUAAUUGUUGGGUUGUACUCCACAACACCACUCUUAUUUUAGCCGCAAGUCACAAGCUCGGUGCGGACAGUUUAUCGGCAAGGACACCGCUGACAGCUGCUCCAGGUUCACCGCUGUACGGCAGCAAUGGACGGUCACACAUGACGCGCAAAUCCUGCUUUGACUACGAUGUGUUACUGCUUAAGCGAAGCAGUACAAGUGCAUUCAUGCCCAAUGCGUAUGUGUUUCCCGGCGGCAUGGUGCACUCUUCAGACUUUUCGAGUGAAUGGCUGGACAUUUUCAAAUCAUUCAGCAAUUCCCCUAAUUUUGGUUUGAGAAGUGUCACCCAGCCGGUGGAGACUAGACCUCCGUUGUUCGCCACAGACCGACUGAAACUGGGCUCCCCUAUCCCGGGAGAGGUCGCCUUCCGGAUCUGCGCCUUGAGGGAGACGUUUGAAGAGUCCGGCGUGCUCCUGUGUGUGUCUAAAGUGGAGGAGAAACGCUUGUUACAAAGCUUAGAUGGCAGGUGCACCACUGAUGGAGAAGGCCCACUGCACUACAAAGCAAACGACCUGUGCAGUCGAGAACUCAACAGGUGGAGGGACCUGGUCAACCUGAACCCCUCUAACUUCAUCAAGAUGUGCAGGGAGUUGGAGGUGUUGCCCAACAUCUGGGCUUUACAUGAGUGGAGCAACUGGCUAACUCCCGCAGGCCGAUACGGUGUGAAAAGGUUUGACACCGCUUUCUUCAUCUGCUGCCUGCAGGAGAUCCCGCACGCACUUCAAGAUGAAAAGGAAAUCGUGUGCUUGGAGUGGUCCACACCCUCAGAUGUUCUCCAGAGCUACCGGGCACAGGAGCUGUGGAUCGCCCCUCCACAGGUUUAUGAGCUCAGCCGCAUGUGCCACGUACCUCGGCUGGAUGACCUCCACAGUUUCUCCAGGCAGCGUGCCACAGAGGGCUGCGAACAGUUGCUGCCUGUUGUUUCCUUAAAAGAUGAACACUACACAGCACUGCUGCCAGGUGACGGAUGCUACCCGUUGGCUACUUCAGGAGAAGCUGGGGUGGGUACGAGCACAGACUCUCAGCUGGAGAAUCCUCAGGAGGAAGAUUCUGCACUGCACCGCAUUGUGACAGUAGAUCCUUACACGAUAACUCUACAGAUCACCAUCACUCCCAAGUACAAUCAUCUGCUUCCAGUUUUAGCGCCGACCUCCCAAUAUGACUCAAAAAGUAGGCUUUGACUUGCCCUCCCUGUUGUAUGAGCCCCACAACUCCCCUGUGCACAUGUACUGCUUUUCAUAACAUCAGAUGGGCCCGUUACCAAUAACACAAAAUUCUAUUCAUUGACUUCCUCCUGGCAUAUUGUUCUCUUACAAGCUCGCUAAAGAUCCGUUGGCAAACCUGUUAUCUCAGCUCAGUUGCUAACAUUACUAAGAAAUUGCUUCAUUUUAUUCAGAAGACAUAACCAUCAACUCCUGUCCCAUAACUCCAUUUCUCUUCUGUGGAGGACUUUUUAGAUAGAGCAUGUCAAGUUAAAGUGAAUGAUGCAGCUGUCUCUCAGUUCUCUCAAAGGUCAGCACGGACCGUUUGUGUGGACUAUUUUUGCCUCCUCGCGAGGAUCCUCUGAUCUCAGCGAUGCCAUAGGAAUUGAUUUUGUCACAAAGUUAUACUGUUUUGAAUCCUGGUGUGUCCAGGCUUUCAGCCCAAUACCAGGAACCUGAACCUGAAACGGUUGAAUGGAAUUCAGACUUUUUAAUGUUAACACCUGUUGUGUUUACUACUGACAUGUCAAAAUAUCUUCAGUGGGAAAGGUUUAUUGUGUGCUAGUCAAUGAUGAGCUUAGACUCGUUUUCAGUACGUAUUAAAUGGACUGCAUUAAUGACGAUUAAUUAUGAUGCUCAUUUAUUUUUUCUUCCAUGUGACUGUUGCAGUCAUUCAAUUCAGUUUAUUUUGUAUAGCCCCAAAUUACAAAUUUGCCUCAGAGGGCUUUACAAUCUCUACACAUACGACAUCCCUGUCACAGGACCUCACAUCGGAUCAGGAAAAACUCCCCCAAAAAACUUUCACGGGGAAAAAAGGGAAGAAACCAUCAGGAGAGCAACCUUCAUUGCCAUCUGAUCGAGAGAGAUCUGUCCCCCCACUAGCUCCCUUACUUGUUUUUCUUUUUAAGUAAUGCAAAUUUGUAAUUGCCAAAUAAGAUGUGAUUGCUAAUGGUCUUAUUGUGCAAAGGUUUUACUCUGAUAGUAAAUUCACAUGAAUUGAGGAGACCACUUCAGGAGGAUCAUCAGACCUUGAGUGGUUCAGGCCACAUUGAAGUGUUCUUGAGCAAGACACUGAACCCCCAGUUGCUCCCUGGGUGCUUCACAGCAGCCAACUGCUCCUUAAUAACUAAGGAUCAUUAAUAUUUGUUUUAGUGUAAGCUGCUGAGUUUUGUUUGAUCACUGGAGCUCUUUCCUUUUAAAUUGUGCCGAUUACAACAAAAUAUUGUUCUUACUAAAUUAAAAACGUAGUAAAAUAAUCAGACACUUGUCUGUGCUUAGUAUUUGCCUGUUACCAUUUAGAUAAUCAAGAUAUUUUACAAUAUCUCAAUUAUGGGGUUUCAUCACUAUGAUUCCAUUAAGAGAUGAUACAUUAUCAUAUUGAAUUAUGGCAUAGCCCUACAUUGGCCCACUCGUGGUGAGAUAUUAAGAAUCGUGUGUGUGUGUGUCUGUGUGUCAUCAGUUAUGGUGAUACCUCUCAGGAGGAGAGCAUAUGUCUGAUGGAGACGCUGCAGGGCUUCAACCCUUUCUCCUUUGGGUGUCUUCCCUGCUCACAGCAGUGUCCUUCGUGGCAUAUUGAUAACUCAAGAAAUAAUCUGUCAAAUGGAUUGUACCCUGUGUCUGCCAUUUAUAAAUUAAUGUAUUAUUAAA